Molecule: messenger RNA, 111 nt
Organism: Peronospora matthiolae
Lineage: Eukaryota; Oomycota; Peronosporomycetes; Peronosporales; Peronosporaceae
Source: the annotation of a GenBank genome assembly
AUGGCGAGGCGUCGCAACACGCAAGAGGCCGCGCAGACUCCCGCGGUUGGAUCGAGUGACAACAGCGAAGAUGAUAUGCGACCCGAUCUCGCGCUUGUCACUGAACAAUAG